Molecule: messenger RNA, 452 nt
Organism: Chondrus crispus (carragheen)
Lineage: Eukaryota; Rhodophyta; Florideophyceae; Gigartinales; Gigartinaceae
Exons: 2
Coding region: 1-183 (60 amino acids)
Source: RefSeq, a predicted model, not a curated record
AUGUCCAUCUGCACACGUUGCCACGUGAUUUCCCUCAACAGUCGCCCAGUCAACGCGUCGCUGGCAAGCAGGAUCAACGCGUCGCUGGCAAGCAGGAGACCUCGAGCCCGGAUGGGUUCGACACCGAUGCAUACUGUAACACGAGGCAGAGCUGCUGGCGAAGUUCCGCUCGACAAAGGCUAAGGUACAGUACAGUAGAGUAUGACCUCACGAGCAAACAUGGGGAUACAGGCUUCUUGGUAGCGGCUGUGGAGGGUGUGGGAGAAGGGUGCUUGGCGAAGAUAAGAAACACCGGGGCCAUGGCUGAGCUGGACUCGUAUAGGAACACGUACGCCCUUAAAUGUUUUAUGCUGUUUUAAGGCUUCGUCACCACCGAGGUCGGAAUGCAGUUUUUGAACAUUCUAUGCGGAACACCUUGGUGGUUAAGUCAUUAAAAUGAGCAUUUCUCGUAA